Molecule: messenger RNA, 4980 nt
Organism: Aspergillus glaucus CBS 516.65
Lineage: Eukaryota; Fungi; Ascomycota; Eurotiomycetes; Eurotiales; Aspergillaceae
Exons: 2
Coding region: 144-4901 (1585 amino acids)
Source: RefSeq, a predicted model, not a curated record
ACUCUUUCUCGCUUUUUUUCGGCCUUGUAUUGUUUCGACACAUGCUGGGAAAUCUAGAUACGCCAGUUCAGGGAGACCAAAGCUCUUCACACAAGGCACAUACGGCCAAAAGGCAAAAAAACCGAGAUUAAAACGAAAUCGCCAUGGCCAGUCAAAGCGAUCCGUAUUUUAUUGCAAAAGGAGAUGUUCAUUAUCCACCGUUGAAAAGGCUCGCCUCGACUUCAACCAAGGAGCUCGUUCAACGCUUGAGAUUCACCCAAUGUGACUCCAGAGAAAAGGGCGCCAUGCUUGCAAUGGUGGCCGGCAUGGUCAAUAAGUUCGCAGAAGCGCAACCGCAAUCGUAUUGGAGGGAAGCCGCGAUGCUGUCGUCGGUCGUGACUGAUAAUCAGUAUCGCCAUCUCGUCACGAGUUUUGCAAAUACAAUCAUCCGUGGCACAACUGACGGCACAAUACUCGACCCAGAGUUACUGACAUGCUUCGCAUUUGUUCUCCGCUAUGCUCCGUGUACGUUAUCUGCCGAAUCCCAUAUGCUUGGGUCAGUCCUCAAAAGUCUGCAAAUGCGCCUGGAAAAAUCCCAGCGACAAAGUGAGCCGGAAGUUCAGUAUCAGGUGACCAGCAUACUGUCAAUCAUUUUAGAUGCCAUGGUCGACGUCAGGGUCUCCGGGAUUGACAGAGAGACACUUCACGAACCUCUGUCUCAGCAACUUGAGGGCAUGACGAAACACCAAAAUCCUCGCCUGGCUCAAGCUGCCAGCUACGCAUACCAGGCUCUACGAGGAGUUCCCGAUAAUGAGGGCCCUUUUGAAACAUUUCAGCGACAGAGUUGGAAUUUGAUACAAAUAUUAGCGAAAACGGCCGGGGGUGUUUCGAGUAUGGAUCCAACAAAAGCUCUCGAUGCCACAUCAAAUGCAAUGGAAUUCCUAUCUUUCUUCAAAACCGUGGUGAAUGCUCUUCAGGACCUUUAUGAAUCAUCCCAUGAUCUGCAACAGCUGGUACGAAACAUGGCAGACCUAUCCUCGCAGAAAUCCUGGUAUUGGGCUCUUCGAUACAGUAACUUGAUGAUCUCAUCAGGGGCAUUCGAAAUGUUGAAAGCUUUUCUCCAGCAAGUUAAUUACCAUGAGCAGGAACUUCUUUGGUGCGGCGUGUAUGCGCAGCUUGAGCAGGCCUGGGACGCCGGCGAUGGGGACCAGAAGGAGCGAAUCGUUGCUUUCGUCGGCAGCAUCAUACCUGAAAAGAAGGCACCCGCUCGUGUCCGUGACUGGGUUUCGUUAAUUGGCGACACCCUUGGUCAACCAAGCUGGAGGGAUGCAACCCCUCAGCCUCACCACAAGUUCCGCUGGUGGAAGAAUACUUCGUUCAAAUCCGGUAUACCGUUCUUCUCGAUCGAAAGAAUUAGACUGGAUGACGAUCCCAAAGCUCUUCUUGACGCGGCGUGGCGCAAUUGCAGACAAGCCUUGAUCUUCGAUGCUGACAGCGCGAUCAGCGAAUAUUACGCCCGAGACGAUCGCCUUGCAAUCAAACGUAUUUCCGGGAAGCACCUCGACACAAAUCAAUGUUAUAUCAACCUUUCUUUAGUAGAGCGAUCACUGGGAGAGGACGUGUCAAUUCCAGGCCCAGGACCCUCUUGUUUUACACUCUUCAAGAGCCUGCAGGUUGGGCGAGCCGAUAAGGCGAAAAAUGUAAACCUGACCAGGCUAUUUAACGACCGGGAAAGCUCAGACGGUACAACAAUCCGGCCGAGGCGGAUCCUAAUUCGAGGACGUGCAGGGGUUGGAAAGUCCACCCUUUGCAAGAAAAUCGUUCAUGAUUUUCUCCAGGGCCAAUUGUGGGACGGGCUCUUUGACCGUAUUCUUUGGAUUCCAUUGCGGAUGCUCAAGGAUGACGCGAACGUGGAGGAUUUGCUCCGCCAGACGUAUUUAGAAUACGCCUUUCCAAUUCAUGAGCGAAAGCGCCUGACUUCGGCACUCUGCGAUACUGCAUUUGAGGGGACCGACCAGCGAACUCUCCUGUUACUCGACGGCCUUGACGAGAUCUCCGGAUCACAAACUCCCCGUGGAAGUCAACUGAUUGAAGCACUCGGCAGCUUAUUGAAUCACAGAAAUGCUAUCGUCACUUCUCGCCCAUAUGCAACCGAUGGCACGGGUCUCGCACGCUUUGAUCUGGAAUUGGAAACAAUUGGAUUCCGUCCGGAUCAAGUAGAAACCUACGUAACAAAGACAACACAGAGUAAAUUCACAGCAGAUGCGAUCAGAGAGUUUAUCGGCAGUCACCAGCUUGUUCAAGGGCUGGUCCAGAUACCCAUUCAGCUUGACGCAUUAUGCUACACGUGGGAUGGUGACUUUACCAAGGGUGGACCCGAGACCAUGACUGCCCUCUACCAAGCCAUGGAGCAAAAGCUAUGGACGAAAGAUAUCUUGAAACUUGAGAUCAAGGACAAAAACGGAACCAUCAACGAAAAGCAAGCUUGGGCAUUACGGAAUCGUUCGCAGCUCGAAGGGCGAAUAGGAGACGAGAUGAGAUACCUCGAGCUCCUUGGAUUCACUGGCCUCUACAGCAACACAAUUGAAUUCGAUCAGGAUUACCGCGACACUAUACUCCAGAGGAUCAGCAGCUCUGGGGUGAUCGAUGAUCUCUCUUUCAUUCACAGCGUGGAUGACUACACUCUCGACAGACUCUCCUUUUUGCGCACUUCGAAUGCCUCCCAUCACAAGACUGGAGCCUACCACUUCAUCCAUCUUACUUACCAGGAGUUCUUUGCUGCACGACACUUUACCAGACACUGGAUAUCCGGCAAGCCUCUCAUUCUUUUCGAUCCCAAAUCCGAAAAGAGAAAUGGUACAGUGCGGCUCCAACCCGAAGAGUUCCUCCGAAAGGAAAAGUAUAACACGCGCUACGAUAUCUUCUGGCGGUUUGUCACGGGCCUUCUCUGGCGUGAAGACGAUGAACAUUUGUCCCAGUUUUUAGAAAAGAUCGAGCAAGAGCCAUACGACUUGCUGGGACCGGUGCAUCUACGGCUCUCCAUGCAUUGUUUCAGCGAAGUGCCUUCAUUGGACAAGGACUCUCGUAUCGAGCAGUUUAGGAUCCAGAUGAAGCGGCGCUGCAAACAGUGGGCUCUGUUCGAGUUCAAACUUCUCCAUCGAGUGGAAGUGUGCUGUGAGAUGGAGUUUCCUGACGAUAUCCUGAGUGAAAUGCUGCAACCAGAGCCAGACGAUUCGAAGGUGGCUAUACUGGAAGGUGCAUCGCAUAAACCACAGCUCUCCUCACGCUUGUUAGAGACAAUGGUUUCGCUUAUGAAUGACGCCACGGCAUCGGUCGAAGCCAGAGUACAUGUAAUUCAUGCUUUCGGCGAGCAAUCCUACCUGUCAGAGAAGAUAUUGGAGAUUUUGAUGCUUCUGAUACAGAAUACUGAUGUAUCCAAAUAUUUCAAAGCAUCAGCUAUUUAUGCUCUGGGCAAGCGAUCCAUCUUACCUGAAAAUGCCUUGAAAGUCAUAGUGUCUCAGUUAACAGACGCUAAUGUGUCUGUGAGGACUGCUGCUAUUUUUGCUUUAGUUGAUCACUCACCCAUUCCCGAAAGCCUUUUGGAAAUUCUGGCAUCACACUUGGGAAUCAACGAUUAUUCCAUCAAGACAUCGGUAAUUGGUGCUUUAGGCAGACAGCAACCUCUGCCUGACGGUAUUCUGAGAGCACUGAUUUCACAAUUGGAAGACGAUGAUCUGGAUAUCAAGAUAUUUACUUUUCGUGCUCUACAGUGGCAAUCCCUGCCGCCGGAAAUUAUCCUGAAUGUUCUGUUACCUUACCUAAAGGAUGCCAAUCCUGCUAUCAGAAGUGCCGCUAUGUCUCCUAUAAGGUCCCAAAUGUCCAUACCGGAGAAGGGUUUUGAAACAUUGAUCGCCGCACUUAGAGACGCAGAUGAGAACACCAAAAACCUUGCGGGAGGUGUCGUACACAGGAUAAGCACCCGAACAUCACUGCCGACAGAGAUCAUGCACAGUUUGGUGUCUCUGUCCGGAGAUGCCGAUGCAACCAUCAGAAGGAAUGUUGUUACGAUCUUAGACGGACAAUCUGCGUUACCAGAAAAUGCCCUAGAAUCCUUGUUGUAUCGACUAAGCGAUCCAGUUAUUAACAUCCGAGAAGCUACUGAGGAUACCCUCAGCAAACAACCUCUACCAGGGAAGAUUUGGGAGCGCUUGGUGUCUCACUCAACGGGUGCCGAUGUGUCUCUUAGACGAUCUGCUAUUUCCAUUUUAAGCAGACGAAUUCCCUUAGCAGAUAACAUCCUAGAGGCCCUCGUUGCUCAAUUAGAGGACACUGACGGGUUUGCAAGGCAGUAUGCUCUAAGCGCCCUCGAAGUACAAUCUCCUCUGCCAGACAAGAUCCUGAACGCUCUAUCGCUCCAGCUGGUCAAGCAUGCCGGUAAUCCGUCAGUUAGAGGAUACAUUAUUGGAGUUCUCGGUGCACAGCCCUCUGUGCCAGAAAUGGCUCUGGAGAUUCUGGCAUCUCAAUCGUUGAAUACAAACAUGUCAGCCUCGACGCAUGCUUUCUCGGUGCUGGAGAGUCAAUCCUUCCUACCGGGGGAGGUUUUGGAAACUCUAGCAACUUAUCCGAAGGAUGCUGGUACAUAUUUCGAAUUGCAUGCUGGGAAUCUUCUUUGUAGACACGCAAAUUCUUCUACUCUUCCGAAACUGAAAAUGGAGACACUGCGACUUGUUUACCGAAUGGGACCUAAAUAUUGGACCCAGGAACCGGCGAUGUACUCUGUGCAGGACGGAAAGCUUUUUGUGCAGACGUCGUUUGAACGAGAAGUGGUUCCGGUCUUGGAGAGAAAGGAUGAGAUUCUUCGGGCGUUUUGGGAUGAGGCUGUGGCGAUGGGUAAUCCUAUCACGGAGUGGUACAAGUGGUAGUAUUUGUGUUCUAAUGUUGUUCUGUAUUUCUUGAUAGCGAAUAGAGUGGCACAUACACAUCUGGAUCAUGACUUCUGCA